Nicotiana tabacum (common tobacco) is the source of this 3295-nucleotide messenger RNA. Its product is annotated as respiratory burst oxidase homolog protein D-like. The record is from RefSeq and is a predicted model, not a curated record. Gene Ontology annotation, molecular function: NAD(P)H oxidase H2O2-forming activity; peroxidase activity; calcium ion binding. NCBI's taxonomy places the organism in Eukaryota, Viridiplantae, Streptophyta, Magnoliopsida, Solanales, Solanaceae. Gene Ontology annotation, cellular component: plasma membrane.
CUCGCCGGCCUUGUAUGCUUAUCUACCAUGAAAAGUGAAAACUCAUUCUUGGUCCUUGGAAGAUUAAGUAACAAUUAGCUAGCAAGGAACAAGACAUAUUUUGAAAGAAUAAAAUUAAAGGAAGAUUUUCCUUGUCACAACCUCCAUGUAUAACCAUCUCUUCAAACAUAUUAUUCAUUAUUUCAUCCCGUCUCUGUUGGCCAUACAUGUCAAAACUUUUGUUUUCUUCUUUUUGAUUUUUCUCUGAUCUACAUACGUUUAUCAACCUCCUCUUUAUUAUUGUGUUGCUCCUUUCUUUCACUUCAAGAAUUGGAUUUCUUCCUCCGAUCCAAUCCAACAACGGGUUGAUGAGCUACUUGUCUUUAGAGAUCUAAACAAUUUUGCUCAUUUCUUACCCACCCCCACCUUUUUUUUCCUUCUUAUGAAACUAUAUCUCUAAGACAUGAAAAUGCAAAAAACCGAAGACCACAAUUCUGACAGGGAUAUUAUCGAGAAUAUUGAUAAUAGUACUCAGUCGAACGCCAUCACAUAUACUGAUGACACGUACGUUGAAAUCACCCUCGAUGUCCGGGAGGACACCGUGGCAGUCCACAGUGUCAAAAAUGCCAGUGGGGCUAAUGUAGAGGAAGCAGAGCUACAGGUGCUGAGGCUGGCCAAAAAUCUACGGAAGAAACAAUCUUUUGGGACCUCAGUCGUUAGGAAUACUUCGAUAAGGAUGCGGCAGGUGGCUCAAGAGCUUAAGCGCUUGGCUACAUUGAAGAAACAACAGCCACAUCCUUCUCGGCGAUUUGAUCGGACCAAUUCAGUAGCAGCUCAUCAUGCUCUCAAAGGCCUCAAAUUUAUCAGCAAAACUGAUGGCGGCGCUGGAUGGGCCGCCGUUGAGAAGCGCUUCCACGAGCUCAGUGCCACCUCAGAUGGCUUGCUUCCUCGGGCAAAAUUUGGAGAAUGCAUAGGUAUGAAUAGGGAAUCAAAGGAAUUUGCAGUAGAGCUUUUUGAUGCGUUAGCUCGGAGGAGAAAUAUAACACGUAAUUGCAUCAGCAAAGUACAGCUCAAAGAGUUUUGGGACCAAAUUGCCAAUCAAUGUUUUGAUGCUCGGCUUCGAACCUUCUUUGACAUGGUUGAUAAAAAUGCAGAUGGUAGAAUCUCAGAAGAAGAAGUCAAAGAGAUUAUUAGUCUUAGUGCAUCUGCUAAUAAGCUGUCAAAUAUCCAGAAACAAGCUGAUGAAUACGCAGCAUUAAUAAUGGAAGAGUUAGACCCCGACAACUUGGGAUACAUUAUGAUUGAGAACUUGGAAAUGCUUUUAUUACAAACUCCAAAUCAAUCAGAAGGAGGAAAAGGCCUGAACAGGAACCUAAGUCAUAUGCUAAGUUUGAAGCUUAAGCCAACAGUGGAGCCUAAUCCCAUAAAAAGAUGGUAUAAGAAUUUGAACUACUUUUUGCUGGAUAAUUGGCAGAGAAUUUGGGUGGUUUUAUUGUGGAUUGGAGCAAUGGUUGGCUUAUUUGCUUAUAAGUAUGUACAGUACAGAAACAGAGCAGCAUUUUAUGUAAUGGGUCACUGUGUUUGUAUGGCAAAAGGGGCUGCUGAGAUACUUAAGCUCAAUAUGGCAUUGAUUUUACUACCAGUCUGCAGAAAUACUAUCACCUGGCUUCGAAACAAGACCAAAUUAGCUGCUGCUGUUCCCUUUGAUGAUAACCUUAACUUUCACAAAAUGAUGGCAGUGGCAAUUGCAAUUGGUGUUGGAAUACACAUACUUGCUCACAUGACUUGUGAUUUUCCAAGGCUACUAAAGGCUAGCCCAGAAAAGUAUAAACCAAUGGAGCCAUACUUUGGUUAUCAGCCAACAAGCUAUUGGCAUUUUGUGAAGGGAGUUGAAGGGUUGAGUGGGAUUCUAAUGGUGGUUUUGAUGGCAAUUGCUUUCACUCUAGCAACUCCAUGGUUUAGAAGGAAUAGAAUUAAAUUACCAAGACCCUUGAACAAACUCACUGGAUUCAAUGCUUUCUGGUACUCCCACCACCUCUUUGUCAUUGUCUACACUCUCCUUAUUGUCCAUGGUAUCAAGCUUUACUUGACCAAAGAAUGGUACAUGAAAACGACAUGGAUGUACUUGGCUAUACCAAUCAUAUUAUAUUCUGGUGAAAGAUUACUUAGGGCAUUCAGGUCAAGCAUCAAGGAUGUUAAAAUUUUGAAAGUGGCUGUGUAUCCUGGAAAUGUGUUGGCACUUCAUAUGUCAAAACCACAGGGCUUCAAAUAUAAAAGUGGGCAGUACAUGUUUGUCAACUGUGCUGCUGUUUCACCAUUUGAAUGGCACCCAUUUUCUAUUACUUCGGCGCCGGGGGAUAACUAUGUCAGUAUCCAUAUUCGAACUCUUGGUGAUUGGACCAGCAAGCUCAGAGCUGUUUUCUCAGAGGUGUGCCAACCAUUGCCAACUGGGAAAAGCGGACACCUAGUAGCUGAGUGCUUGCAAGGAGAGAACAAAAAUUUACCAAAAGUAUUAAUUGAUGGACCAUAUGGAGCACCAGCACAAGACUACAAGAAAUAUGAGGUGCUUCUGUUAGUAGGUCUAGGAAUUGGAGCUACCCCAAUGAUCAGUAUUGCUAAAGACAUUGUCAACAACAUGAAAGCCAUUGAGAAAGAAGAGAACAAUGACUUAGAGAAUAGACAUGAAUAUAUUCCUAGCGCCACAUCACAAAAGAAAAGAAACUUCAAGAGCAAGAGAGCAUACUUCUAUUGGGUUACUAGAGAACAAGGUUCAUUUGAUUGGUUCAAAGGUAUAAUGAAUGAAAUAGCUGAAAUGGAUCCUAAAGGAGUAAUAGAGAUGCACAAUUAUUGUACAAGUGUUUAUGAAGAAGGUGACGCUCGUUCUGCUCUUAUUGCUAUGAUUCAGUCUCUCCAACAUGCCAAGAAUGGUGUAGAUAUUGUCUCUGGAACAAGAGUUAAGAGUCACUUUGCUAAACCGAAUUGGCGAAAUGUCUACAAACGCAUUGCUCUUAAUCACAGUAAUGCAAGAGUUGGGGUUUUCUACUGUGGGGCACCAGCACUGACGAAAGAGCUAAGACAGCUAGCCUUGGAUUUUUCCCGCAAGACAUCUACAAAGUUUGAUUUCCAUAAAGAAAAUUUUUGAAACCAAACAGAUAAAGACGAUUUUUAAAGAAUCCAUAUCCACUAUGUCUUGUGUAUAGAAAAUCUUGCAGAUUUAGUUAAUAGUUCGGUUUUGUGUUGUUAUUCGUUUUCUUAUAACAAUACGACUAAUAAUUUUUUUAACGGAGGUCCACCCACCACUGAAUUGGAUUAUCAA